CUCAUAUCUUGUCAGGGGUCUUUUGCCCUGUCUCUCUGUGUCUCUUCUCUCUCUCGCUCUUUCUCUCUUAUAAUACCUCGACGGGCCCUUGCUCUGACUUGUCAUUGUCUUGUUCCAUUCCCUUUCUGGGACUUUUUGUAUUUCUUAUUCCAAGUCUCAUUGUUUUUUGGUUUUUUUUCAUCAGUUUAUUAUUUGCAGGAGAGUCCUUGGAGGUAACUUAGUUGGUCUUUGUGGGCUCUUUUUUUGGACUUGAAAAGAAGUCUUCUCACCAUGCGAGGUCUCCUCGAGGCCGGUGCCAUCUUACUGGCACCGGCUCUGGUAGGGGCUGUUUCAUUGGAAGAGGACACGAUCCCAAGCGCUUUCAUCACCCUUCACCUGCCUGCGUCGGAGGACAUCGCGACGACACAAGACCUGGUGUUCCGUCUCGAUAUUCACGAAUCCACUGAGGCUUGUGGCUACGGCAAUGUGUCCAUCAACGGCCAGGCCCUACCUGAAGGUGGCAGUGGCUCAUUCACUGUCGAUGACGAUCGUGUCAUCGAUGCCACCUGGAACCUGACCUGCGUCGCCUGGAAUGAUGUUCCUCAGGAGCAGCUGCUGAACCUGAACGUCCAGUCCGUCAACGGCCAGCCUGUCGAGGAUGUCGGCCUGACUCUGCGGUUCCAGCAGGUCGCCCCCGUCUGGAUCUCAGAUGUCGAAGGCUCGGCAUCCAUGACCCGCGUCCACUCCAUCGAGCAGGGAAGGCCUGGCUGCGGCGGCGACGACGACGAGGAAGUGAAUGUCGAGGCCGAGAUUGCUGAGCUGGAUUAUCUGAGGUGGCAGAUGGACGAGAUGGCCAAGAUGAUCAGGUUCAAGGAGCACCGUCUUGCCAAGGCCCUGGGAAAGCCUCACCCCCAUGGACCCCGUCCCAUGCUCCAGCACUGCGACUCCAUCAAGUGUGUCAUCAGCGCCCUGUACCACAAGGCCAAGGACACUGCAUCCUCCAUCUACGGCGGAGACUAUUUCCCAGGACACCACGAGAUGAGGCCCCACGGCAAGCUGUCUGGCCCCAGACACCACAAGCACCCACACGCCGAGGGACACUCGCGUCAUGGUGGUGAGGCCCACGCACACGGCGACCACUCGCAGUUCCCGCACUUUGGUGGCCAUCACAACAGCACCCGCAACGGAACACACCCGCACCCGCCUCACUUUGCCCACCCGCCUCCGUUCUGCAAGUGUGGGCCCCAGUUCCCUCACCAUGCUCCUGGACCACAUGGAGGACCACAUGAAGGACCACAUGGAGGACCGCCACAUGGGCCUCCUCCUUCGGGUGCUUUCUCUCAUCAUAAGCAUCACCCUGAGGGUCCUGAGCACAUGCACGAGCAUCAUGAAUUCGACCACGAAGGCCCCUCCCGACCAUUCCACCACGACGAUCAUCACGCCUCUGGACAUCACGACGCUGACGCUCGUCCUCACCACUGGAACCCUUCCCAGGAGGGCCACAAGGAGGGCCACAAGGAGGGCCACAAGAAGCCCACGGGAGAGGGCAAGCCAAAGCCCUUCGGAGACCACGCCCACGAUGGCCCCAAAGAUGUACACGUCGACGAUGAGAUGAGGAAGGAGGAGAGACCAGAGGCGGCGGAUGAGGGUGCACCCAACUUCUCCGAGCAGCCAACAGAGGCUGAGCUUCGACGGGACCCGUACUACGAGGAAAACCACCCACCUCACCAGGGGCCUGAGGACGGCCCUCAUGACGGCCCUCACAAGCACGACGGUCCCGAGGACCACGCGCAGGCGGCACCACCGCCUCCUCCAUUCGAUCACGACGGUCCUCCUUUCGAGCACGACGGCCCUCCCUCUGAGCAUCACGGCGGCCCUCCCUCUGAGCACCAUGACCGUCCUCCCUUCGAGCACGAUGGCCCGCCGCCUUUCGAGCACGACGGUCCGUUCGGCCACAAGGGAGGCCCACCCAGCCACCACCAUGGCGGACCCCCCCACGGCCUAAUCCUCAUGCACGUCGCCUCCGUCGCCGCCUCCGUCGUCCUCCUGGGCAUCUUCAUCCGCGUCCUCCACCAGCGCUGCGCCGCUCGCCGCAGCGCCCGCGAGGCCGCCCUCCCCUCGUCGCACCGCCGCCGCAGGAGCUACUCGGACGCCCCCUGGUACAAGAAGAUCAUCUUCGGCCCGCGCUACUACGAGCGCCUCGACCAGGAGGAGAAGGAGGCCAUGCUGCGCGACUGCGACUCCGACUGCACCUCGGUCGAGGGUGACGAGGACCUCGUGGCCCGCGACAUCUCCACCUUUCGCACCGCCGCCGAUGUCGUCGGCGAGAUGGUCGCCGUCGAGGACGCCCGCGUCAUGAGGGCCGCCGCCGCCGCUGCGCCCUACCCCGCCCCCGCGUCGUCCUACAGCCCCUCGCCCGCCCACUCGAGGCACACCAGCAGCAGUGCCCAGAUGGCUUCCACCGUCCUGCCCCUCCCCAUCACCAUCCCUCACCCUCACCUUCACCACAGCCACGCCGCCGCCGCCGCCGCCGCCGCCGCCAUGUUCCCUCCCAGCCCUCUCCCCCACCACCACGACGAGGAGGUCCUCCCCGCGUACCAGGAGGCAGAACGUGGCGACGAUGACGACGCCAGCGACGUCGCAUCAAGCCUCAUGGCCGAUGGCUACCGCCCUGGUUGUUCCGGCACAUACACGCCCUCCGAAUCUGGUGGGUCGCAGGGCGCUGGUAACAUUCUGGGAGACACAAAGAACUGAAUGUGUGAGAAGAGAGGACAGAGAGAGAGAGAGAGAGAGGAUGGACAGGGACUUGUCUAUAUGCAUGGCGCGCGCGUUGAGAUACCCUGUUGAGAUCGAGAUGUAGUACUUUCUUUUCUUUUUCACACACACACACACACACACACACACACACACACACACACACUUUUUACACUUAUAUUGUGCGUAGAAGCAAGAUGGGUCUUCUCUCUGGAACCCUCUUUAUUAUUUCUUUUGUCUUAUUGUUCGAGGAAGACUAGUUUCCUUAUCUAGCUGUACGAUAUUCAAGUGCAAAGUUUUAUAUGC
Molecule: messenger RNA, 3039 nt
Organism: Cryphonectria parasitica EP155
Lineage: Eukaryota; Fungi; Ascomycota; Sordariomycetes; Diaporthales; Cryphonectriaceae
Exons: 2
Coding region: 271-2733 (820 amino acids)
Source: RefSeq, a predicted model, not a curated record